AUGACCCUGGAGGCCAGUCUUCCAGAUGAUGCAGCUACAAGACGGAAGAGAGGUCUUCUGUCCCAUAUCAGAUUUUACAUGAGUGCCAGAGAGCUGGUGACACGAGAGUUGUCCCCACAGGUGAAUGGGGCUGAGUGCUCCCACCACUCUGAGUGUUCCAGUGACUGCUGCCUAAUAGACCUGGACCGUGCUGGUGCCUUCUGUGCCCCUAAGGCCAGAAUCGCCAUGCUGUGCUUGUUCCAGACCAAGGGAGCCAUCAACAUCAUAUGCCCCUGCCAAAGCGGCUUGAGCUGCAUAUCCAAGGACCCAGUCUGUUCCCGCAGGUGCCAUUUGAUUUAG
Leptonychotes weddellii (Weddell seal) is the source of this 339-nucleotide messenger RNA. The record is from RefSeq and is a predicted model, not a curated record. Lineage: Eukaryota; Metazoa; Chordata; Mammalia; Carnivora; Phocidae.